Messenger RNA from Phlebotomus argentipes, 376 nucleotides. RefSeq names its product protein PET100 homolog, mitochondrial. Gene Ontology annotation, cellular component: mitochondrial inner membrane; mitochondrion. Lineage: Eukaryota; Metazoa; Arthropoda; Insecta; Diptera; Psychodidae. The transcript is spliced from 2 exons. Gene Ontology annotation, biological process: mitochondrial respiratory chain complex IV assembly. The record is from RefSeq and is a predicted model, not a curated record. The coding region runs from base 102 to 359 and encodes 85 amino acids.
CUUUAUGGGAUCGUCUUCGAAAAGAGAGGUUGUACGUGUUUUGGUUGGAGUAUCUCGUGAUUUUCCUCAAUUUUCACACAGAAAUCAAACGACUACACGCGAUGGGAGGCUGGCAAUUGGAAGUGGCCAAGAUGACCAUGUACAUCUUCUUCCCGGUGGCUCUCUUCCACUAUUUCAACCAGCCAGAGUACUUUGAGAAGUGGGUGACAAGCACAAGGAGAGAACUCUACCCUCCCGAAGAUCCAAAGCAAAUUGAAGAGAUUAGGAAGACCAUCAAGAGCAUCCGGGCGAAGCACGAGAAGGAACAGAUUCAAAAAGCUCUCGAGGAGAUUGAGAAGAAGGAGAAAAAUGCUGCUUAGUGUCCUCAAUUGCUGCA